AAUCGCUGACCCUGUGCUGGAUAAACUGCCUUGAUACCGUCAUGUGGUGUACAGCGACUUGUUAGUUGCCCGGUUUCCCAAUGGCGACACAACUGCUGGGUAGAGUGGCACGAAUGGUGUUAUCAGGUUGCAGCCGUAUUUGUGAUCGUGAGGUCUGCGCCAUUGUCCCUCAUGAUUCUCUCGACGGCAUUUCUCUCGUCGAGGUGCGCAGCUCAUGUUCAAUGUUUCUAGCAGACCCAGUGUGCGCAGCUCAGUCGAGUCUCAAUAAGUCAAGUGCCUUGGAAGGGGCAAGUGCGGUUUUGCGGUUUUGCCCUUUUCAUCUCAUCUCUCCUUAGAAGGCCACACAAUAUUUUCUUGAACGAGGUUUUCCGGUUCAGAAUUCCUCCCCAUUGCCAACCACAGAAACCCUCAUGCCAACGCUUCCCUCUAUCCCUUCUUCACUACGAUCAAAUCCAUCCUGACCCUCAGCUUGAAGAAAUGACGAUUCUCCCCUUCAUGGCAUCGAAGCCUUUUCUUCUGCUCCCGCUUCUCUUCUGCCUCGCCUUGUCGGCGUUCAACCCGACGUGUUACUACCCGAAUGGCACCGUGGCAAAAGAUGCCGUGAGUUGUUGGCCAGGCGCCUACGAGCCGGUAUAUAUGUGCUGCAAACCCGGCUCCGUCUGCCUUGACUCCAAGAUCUGCGCCGACCAGGUCUCUAAGGACAUGAUGAAGUACUACCGCGGCACCUGCUCCGAUCAAGAUUGGCGAAGCGAUAUCUGCCCGCAGUUCUGCAAUGUUGGCGAUCGAAAUCUUGGCGCCAUGCCGGGAAUUGCAUAUUGCGGAAACGUCGGGGACAAAUUAGGCUGGGAGUGUGAGGGCGAUGCCAGCGAGGACGAUGAUGCGAGACGGGAAGGCUGUGCACCACCUGAUUAUAUCGUGACCGGGUCAAUGAAGCCAUAUGCCACUGCAGGCGUAUACCCCGAGUCCGUCUUGAACCCCAAGAAUCCAGCAGAGGAACACACAGCCGGGGAGGAGAGCAAAACUUCCUCAGCGAAUCAAGCUCCAACAACUACUGCUGCCUCAGAGCCUAAAACUUCGCAGUCAACGUCAAAAAGUCAGCGUGCAGUCACUUCGACCGUCAAGACGGAGACGGAGACAGUGGUGGUCACUCCCACUACGACCGUGCUGGUCACUGUCACUCCAACCGUAUCGGAAAGCGUAGUCAGUGAGACGGAGACCACGACCAUUUCGACGACAACUACCACGUCCAUUGCGGCAACCAAUACCAAUGCCAUUGAAACGACAGCGACCCCAGCCACUGAGACAACCGAUCCCUCGCCCAUCGCAACAACGGCCGGACAAGAUGCGGCCACUUCACCCACAGCGGCACCGUCAAGCGCAUCACAAGAGUACCAUGCGUUGGCAGUACCGAUUGGCGUGGGAGUCGGAGUUGGUACGACCGUGGUGCUUGCCGCCGGGGCCUUGGGCUUCUUCUACUACCUGCGAAAGAAACGGGGCGGCAGGGGCCUGGGCCUGGCCCGAGCCGAGUCCCCUCCGCCCAUGCACGACGACUUGUUUGCGGUUCCAGACCAUCGGGUUCCUACGAUUCCGCGGAUUUAUCACGAGGUCAAGACGCCCGAGCCUGGAGGGACGAUGAGGUUUGAGUUGGUUUGA
Molecule: messenger RNA, 1653 nt
Organism: Canariomyces notabilis
Lineage: Eukaryota; Fungi; Ascomycota; Sordariomycetes; Sordariales; Chaetomiaceae
Exons: 2
Coding region: 478-1653 (391 amino acids)
Source: RefSeq, a predicted model, not a curated record